UGCGACUCGCGCGCUUAACUUGAACAACCCAAAACUUAGUGGGGACGACAACGGAGUUAUACUCUUUUCGAAUCUUUCUCAUAUCUUUUCAAAUAACCACACGCAGUUGGACAGCAGCAAGAGACAGUAGUUUAUUGUUAGUGUUUGUGUCGGUGCCAAACGAUUUGGACAAAAUAUGUCGUCUCUCAUGCUGGAAUCGUUGAGCGAAAAAGUGGCCAUGUUUGAUCAGCAUGCCAACAAACACAUUAAUAGCCAGUCUAAAAAUCCAUUUAGCUCUGGCUUGAACUUGCCAAAACCGACCUUCUCGAAAGAGGAGUAUGGAAGGCCGGCCGCAGGUUCAAUGUCAGACAUCAGAGGUCGCAAGGCAAAUGCUCACAUCCUCAAGGAGAUUCUUGAAUUGUGCGAAGUACUUGAUCAGAAUGGUACCCCAUGCCGUGACCAUCCAGAAAUAUUAGCUAUUUCCUUUGGUGAUCUGUUCAACCUUUACGUGCACAUAAACGACAAACUCGUUGGUCUUCUACUUCGCGCUCGCAAGCAGAAACUCGUUGACUUUGAAGGCGAAUGUCUCUUUCAGAGGAGGGACGAUCACGUGCCAAUUUUCCUACUGAAGCCAAUUAAAGAAAUCAGAGAGGAUUUCCGGCAGAGGCUCGAUGCGCUUCAUAAGGAGAUCCCAAAAUCGCCUAGUUAAUACAUGUAUAAAUAUAUAUCAAGACUUUGUUAUUUUAAUAUCGUUCGAAAGUAUUGUUAAUUAAUCGACGAAAGCUUUUCAUCAAAUUGAGAACAAAAACUGCGUUUUUUACGUACGAUAUCAAUUUUUAUGUACAGUUCCACGAUUAAUUUAUUUGUGAAAGUGAAUUGAUUAUUGAUAGGCUGAAUGUGAAGUUUUAUCAGAAUUGGUUAUGAAUCAUUGCAAUUUUUAUUUGCAAAUUCCGUUGUAAAUAGUAGAAUGCCUGGUGAUGGACGAGUGAGAAGUUAAAAAAUUGUGAUAUUGUGGAGAAAUAUUCAGGCGUAUAAAUAACAAAUAUUUCUGUAUGAGUAGUCUUUAAAAAAUGAGAAAUUCUUCGCUAGUUAUUCUUCCAAAGAUAUAAUAGAAAAUU
Phymastichus coffea is the source of this 1097-nucleotide messenger RNA. Its product is annotated as actin-binding Rho-activating protein-like. Lineage: Eukaryota; Metazoa; Arthropoda; Insecta; Hymenoptera; Eulophidae. The record is from RefSeq and is a predicted model, not a curated record. Gene Ontology annotation, molecular function: actin binding. The transcript is spliced from 4 exons. The coding region runs from base 176 to 688 and encodes 170 amino acids. Gene Ontology annotation, biological process: positive regulation of Rho protein signal transduction.